AUGUUUCGCAGUGCUUUUCGGCCCAUACCUCCCUUACGCUACACUAAAACGCCUUGUUUCGCGCGAAACUUUUAUUGGGUGACAACGGAUUUCAUUGCCCAUGAUGAGAGAGGAAACCCUGUUACGAGGAAGGUGCCUAUUAUCAUUGGCGACCCGGAGCAAAAUUAUGUUUUGAUUGAGCAAGAGGUUGGGAGUGCGCUCCGUGCUGCCAGUUCCCUCAUGUCAGCUUCUGCAGCUAUUUCUGGAGAUAGUUGCAAACUUACGUUUUUCCACGACUCACAACACUUUGGAUUUGAAUCACCUAGUUAUCCCCGCCUCCAUGUCCCAAGGCAAAUGCAUCGCCAGACAGAGUCGAAUACAAGCCCAGCAACUUUGCUCAUGGCCGGAAAGAUGCACGAGUUAGUUAUAGACGGCACGCCUGAUGGUAUAAUCCAGCCAUACGUCCUUCCUAUCUGGCGCAUACUGAUUCAUAAUGCCUAUCUAGCAAUCUUUGCACAGCAUACAAAUAAUUCUGCACGAAGCCUUGGAACUGUACUCGAACAGCUGAAAGAUAUGUGA
This is a messenger RNA of Penicillium verhagenii, 558 nucleotides long. RefSeq lists its product as uncharacterized. The record is from RefSeq and is a predicted model, not a curated record. NCBI's taxonomy places the organism in Eukaryota, Fungi, Ascomycota, Eurotiomycetes, Eurotiales, Aspergillaceae. The coding region runs from base 1 to 558 and encodes 185 amino acids. The transcript is spliced from 2 exons.